Epithele typhae is the source of this 2673-nucleotide messenger RNA. RefSeq lists its product as uncharacterized. The coding region runs from base 1 to 2673 and encodes 890 amino acids. The transcript is spliced from 5 exons. The record is from RefSeq and is a predicted model, not a curated record. NCBI's taxonomy places the organism in Eukaryota, Fungi, Basidiomycota, Agaricomycetes, Polyporales, Epitheliaceae.
AUGGGCGAAAUCUGUCUAUCCGUCGCCCCCAUCCUCCGCUGUCAGUCCCUCACUAGGCUCGAAGCUGGUAUUUUUCUUCUUCCGCCUGGUCUCGAGAUCAUCUUCGCUAUCGUUUUGUUGUUGGGACGGGGAUCUGCGGACAAGAAAAAUGUCCUGCUUUCGUCGGAAGUGUUCGUCUACUUCCUGCUAGCCAUCCUCGAUCUCCUCACCCACGCCAUUCCUAACAUUGGGACGUCUCUGGAGUCUUUCAAGGCCCUCGACAUCAUUAUCGGCGUUGCCUCCCUCCUCCCUCUCUUCCUCUACACAUUCUCCCUAUACCUCCUCUCUGCGGGUCAGCUCAUACCCUCGCUGCCGGCAAGAUUUCAGAGCCUCGCCAAAUACGUGCUCCUGGCUUUCAUACCCCUCAUCCUCAUCAUGAACGAGCUCGGCUCCUUCAUCGGCAUCACCUACCGUGCCUUUGGCGGCACCAACGGCCAACCCCUCGCUCUCGGGGUCGGAUUCUCCAGCGGGGAAACAGAAAUGUUUAUGAGCAGCGUUACCCUCGUUCUCCUCGCCGCAUACCAGGCCAUCAACUUUGUCAUCGCCUUUUACCGCCUCCUCAGCGCACUAUCCUUCCAACGCUCCCUCGAGACCCGCGAGAAGACAUCGGAGGAGAAGACGACGCUGUUCCGCGGGCUCGGCUGGCUCGUCGUGGGCACCAAGCUCGGCGCCAUCGAGACCGUGAUCGGCUUCGCGCAGGGCGGCUUCGCGGUGGCUUUGACGCGACGGUUGCUCCGGAUGCUCUCGCGCGGGUGCCUCAUCAUCGGCCUUCUCAAGGGGCUGGACACUGUCGAGGACUUCCGGCUUUACAGCCCGUCUGAGGCGCAGCGGAAGCGCAAGUCGGCGCUGCGGGCGCUGAUCCAGAACCCGCGAUUCUCAACCUUCCGUCACGUCGGCGGCCACGAUUUCGAGAAGCAGCACAUGGACCCAUUCGACGACAAGCACGCGUCGGUCAUCAAGCUUGGAGACCCGUCGUGGAUGCGUCGCGACCGCAAGGGCAGCGCGGCGGCGGACGAGGAGCGUUACACGCCUGGGCUUAUGCAGACGCAACGCAAGUCAAGCCGGCUCACGUUCCAGCUUUCGUCACGUCCAUCGAUGACGCGCAGGUCUGUGCGCGACUCCGUGUCGUCCUUCGGUUCCGUCCGGCGCAGCUCUUGGUCGCUCGGCGAGAGCAGCUACGUCGACCUCGGCGAGGAUCUGGGCUUGACCCCCUUGUCGCCGAACACGGCAUCGCGACAACGCGUCACGGUUUUCAUCCGCCAGGACCGCCUACCGAUCCUCGAGCUCCGUCGGUUCUCGAAUCUCGACUUCCUCGACCUCAUCCAGGACCCGUUCCGCGACCCCCCGCUGCGCUCGCGCUCCCUGCCGCUCUUCGAAAACCCCAGGCCGGCCCCGGCUGGCGAGACAUCGAAGGGCAAGGGCCCUGCGCACGCGCACGCGAUCUCCGCGUCUUUCACCCGACUCCCCGUGUACCAGCAGCCGCCAAUGCCCGCGCCGCCACUCCCAACGCUCCUCGCCCGCGCCAACACCGCCCGCGAUUCACGCUCGACCGUGCGCUCCAACUCCGUCGACAGCCGCACCCGGAAGUCUUGGGCGGUCCCCACACCCGGAAUUGCGAUCGGGUCUCCGAGCGACAGUGCGGUCAGCUUCGGCUCGCAACGGAUGUCCAUCGUCUCCUCUGCCAGCUACGAGUGGGGGUACGACGACGAGUCGCGCCCGGAGUCCACUCUGCUCGCGAUGUCCCCCGAGGAUAUGGAGCCCGCGUCGCCUCCCGCGGCUCGACCCGCUGCGCGUGCGAUGGGUACGGGAAUGAGCGCGCUCGCGAUCAUGACCGACAUCCGGCAGCCUCCCUCGUCGUUCAGGUCCGCGGGCGUCACGUCGCCGUCGGACACGAUCGCGAGCUUCGAGAGCCCCGAGUCGUACGCAGGGCAUGGCUUCCAGCGGGAGAGCCGGAGCCGGUUCGAGCGCGGGCUGAGCUCAAGCACAACCGCGAGCGAGGUGAACGCGCUCGCGACGCAGUUCCCCGGCGUUCCGGGCGUUCCUGCCGUGCCGUCACGCCCGACGUCGUACGCGCGCGGUGCCGCCCCGGCGCGGCGGAGCCUGCUCUCGCGCGAGGUCAAGCCCUCACAGAUGCUCAGCCCCGACUCGGAAUACGCGCCGUCGCUACCUGUGCGCGCGCCUGUCCGGACGCCGUCAAGCAAGCGCAAGCCCGCGCCGCUCCUAACGCGCGGGCUCGUGGAGGAGGGCAUGCGCGACGUCGAGGUCGUGCAAGACGACUCGUCGAUGGUAGGCUCGCUGCCCACGCCGGAGUCCGCGCCUCACUAUCCCUCGUCCCUCGGACGGGCGGGAUCGAGGACACGGCCGCCUGGACGCUCCAGCCACCCCGACGUCCCCGAGAACGCCUCGCCGAGCUCGAUUGGCGUCGUCCGCAGCGCGUCGCUGGCCAAGCGCGACGCGUCCGCGUCCCCCCGGCUCGUGCGCGUCAAGAGCGUCGGGAAGAGCCCCGCCAAGUCCGUCGCGCGGUCGCGCAUCCCCGGCCUCCCGCGCGAGAGCAUCAAGGUCGAGCUGGGGCACAUCGCGGCGCAGGGGCGUACUCUGCAGGAGGAUGAGGCGGCCAUCGGAGCUGCGGUGUAG